UCAAAUUUCUUCUUUAUCGGUUCAGUUAUGCAGCCCGAGUAAUGUCAGUUCUUGCAUCUCAAAAUUAAUAAAAAGUAACCAAUCAAUUACAAAUAAACUCUCUAAAUGGCUCUUCAAGCGAUUAAAGAUUUAUCUAAACAUGUCCUGCAAACACAAAAAUUAUUGAAUUCCAAAUAUGAUUGUUCAAAGUACAUUGCAUUUAAAUCAUAUUGCGAUCAGCGAAAUGAACCACCAAAACCUAAAGUUACUGACAUGCCCUCAAUGUCUGAACCUGUACCUGGACUCCCAACACCUAUAUUCUCAACAUUUAAAGAACAAGACCAAACAACAGAAGUUACAGUUUUGAAAAAUGGCUUAACUGUUGCCUCAGAAAGUAGAUUUGGUGAAUUUUGCACUGUGGGAGUAAUCAUUGAUUCUGGAUCACGGUAUGAAGUGGCUUAUCCUAGUGGAAUUUCGCAUUUCUUGGAAAAGUUAGCCUUUAAUUCAACACUGCAAUUUCCAAAUCGUGUUGAAAUGCUAAAUAAGUUGGAAAAGCAUGGUGGCAUAUGCGACAGUCAAGCAUCAAGAGAUACAUUUAUUCAUGCUGCAUCUGCAUACUCAACUGGCCUGGAUGAUGUUAUUCAACUGCUGGCAGAGGCAACAUUGAGGCCCCAAAUUACUGAUGAAGAAGUGAAUGAGGCAAGGCAGGCAAUACAUUUUGAGCUUGAAUCACUGAACAUGAGACCAGAACAAGAAACACUUUUAAUGGAUAUGGUUCAUAGAGCAGCAUAUAGAGAUAACACAUUGGGUCUUCCAAAGAUUUGUCCAGCUAAUAACAUAAAUAAAAUUAACAGAGAAACUCUGUUUACUUAUCUUUACCAUCAUUACACACCUAACAGAAUGGUUGUUGCUGGUGUUGGUGUGGAGCAUCAGAAAUUGGUUGACAUUGUGCAGAAGUACUUUGUUGACAUUAAGCCCAUUUGGGAGGUACAUGAUUUAGUCUCACCAAUAAAUAAAAAAAUCUCUCUGGAUAACAGUAUAGCACAGUACACUGGUGGAAUAAUUCAGGAAGAGUGUGAAAUACCACAGUUUGCAUCAGCAGGAUUACCACUACUAUGCCAUGUUAUGAUUGGUUUAGAAGGAUACUCACAUCAAGACAAGGACUUCAUAGCAAUGUGUGUGUUAAAUAUGAUGAUGGGAGGUGGAGGAUCCUUCAGUGCAGGUGGGCCAGGCAAAGGAAUGUACACCAGACUAUAUACAAAUGUUUUAAAUAGAUAUCACUGGAUGUUCAGUGCAACAGCUUAUAACCAUGCUUAUACUGACUCUGGACUAUUUUGCAUACAUGCUAGUGCUCCACCUGCAAACAUUAGAGACAUGGUAGAAAUAAUUGUUAAGGAGAUGGUAGCCAUGACUGGAAAUGUUACAGACCAUGAAUUAAGGAGGGCAAAAACUCAGCUGCAGUCAAUGUUAUUAAUGAACUUGGAAUCCAGACCAGUAAUGUUUGAGGAUAUAGGCAGGCAAGUGUUAAUCACUGGACACAGGAAACGGCCGCAACACUUCAUAGAUGAGAUUGAAAAGGUCACAAAGGAUGACAUUGUUGCAGUAGCAAAGAAAUUGUUGAGUUCACAACCUGCUGUGUCAGCCAGAGGAGAUCUCAGAAAAAUGCCUAGUAUAGAAUACAUCCAAGCAGGAUUAUCCGAUGCGGAGGGAAGAUUGCCGGGUAGAAAAUUAUCAUUGUUCCGUUAGUUUGGGACAUUAAAGCAAUAUUGAUUCAGUUGUGAUCAAAUUUGAUUUACAUCAGACCUGUGAAUUUGAAACAUUAUUGUUUAGGAAAUACAUAAAUAAUGAAAUAUUGUCGAUGGACUUUUAUCACAUCAUCGCAACAAUAUGAUGUUAUUGUACUGAUGUUAUGUAUAUAUUUUUAUAAUAAGAUCCUAUUAUAACUGCAA
Aethina tumida (small hive beetle) is the source of this 1928-nucleotide messenger RNA. RefSeq names its product mitochondrial-processing peptidase subunit alpha. The transcript is spliced from 8 exons. NCBI's taxonomy places the organism in Eukaryota, Metazoa, Arthropoda, Insecta, Coleoptera, Nitidulidae. Gene Ontology annotation, cellular component: mitochondrion. Bases 106 to 1725 code for a protein of 539 amino acids. The record is from RefSeq and is a predicted model, not a curated record. Gene Ontology annotation, molecular function: metal ion binding; metalloendopeptidase activity.